AUGCAUAUUACGAUAACCGUUUAUGGUGGAAAGUUGUCCACAUUUGUGGCACAUUCAGCGUACGACGAGAACCACCACCCAACUGCUGUCAUUGAUCUUGCAGGCGAGGAGUGGCAGCUGGAGGACAAAAGCAACGCUACGCUGUCCGUGGACACUGGCUGCAUGCAGCUGUUGGCCAACGCCCUGGACCACCCCACGUGCCCACUGGAAGACCUGCCUCCGGAAACCAUUAAGCGGCGCGAGCAGUGCCGUGUGCAGCUGUGGCACGACCUGUCGCAGGGGUCGCCCCACAUACCCGUCACCAGCUACCUGGCCUACACGCAGAGGGCCAACGUCAACCUCUGCCUCUUCGCCUGGAUGACUGUCAACUCUGUCAGCAUUUGCCAGGACGUCCCCUUCAGUAUGAUUCAGUCUGUGCGCGAUGCCCGCUGCGUUUUCGGUGGUCCUGACGACCAACCCUGCCCGCAACUCAACGCAACCGACGCCGUCUGCUCUGUUUGCAGGGCUAUUCUCCUCCUGAAGUGUCGCGAUUUUGCUUCCACAAGUUAUCUCGAGGCAUGUCGCGCCCCCAUGGACCACCGUGGAUUUUACUCACCAUACUGUGGAUAUUAUGUACAGGGCAAAGACAAGCCGACAAACAGAAUACUGAGCUACAAAGACAGUCUAAACAGUAGCACCUUGAAGUACAAGGAUUUUAAAAUCGAGGGCUUAGAACCUUUAGAAAUAACGUUUGUAGCAAUGAAUAUUCUCUUCCGAUUUUUGACUGCCGCAGUGUACGUGUAUCUUCCCAAUUUACGUAACUUGCCCGGAAAGAUAUUCUUGUCCUUUCAGAUAACAGGUAUGAUCCAGAUCUUGGUUUCUGAGGUCUUGUACCGUAUGGCCGGUGUCCCCGACUUAUCUACGACGGUGCAGAUUGAUAGCGCACUAACUCUUCUGAACUGUAUCUGGCUCAACUCGUUCUGCUACCAAAUGUACGCAUGCGUUCGUCACCUCAGGCUUCCUAGCGACCUAGAACGUGCUGAAGUAAGGAAGGUAUUCCGCCGUCAGCUGUUGUGUUCGCUAAUACCCUGGGGCGUAGUACUGGCGGCAACCAUUGCUUUGGAAAGAACGAGCGAAUAUUACCUGUUGCACAGUCGUAUAAUAUUCAUCGCGGGAAUUUCUCUGUCAGUAACUUACAAUAUGGUUUGCCUUGGACUGGUGGGAUACAUGUACCGACGUACUCGUAAUUCCAUGCGGCAGCUCAAAAUUUAUAGUAAAGAGGCGUUUGGCUCAAAGACACUAAUUCUUUACAUGUCAGCUAAGACUGUCACUUUAAGUGGCAUAGGCACGAUUGUUAGAAUUGGCUUCCACCAGGCACAAGGCAUAGCGCAGUACGUGUACUAUGUCCAUAUAGCUACGAUGUUACAGGGUCCACUGCUUUUCGUUUUAUUCGUUUGCAACAAUGCAACUCUCCCUCUGCUCAGGGAGAGACUAUUAGCACGGUGGAACCCCGAUGUCAUCGGUCCAGGACAAGAAUUGUGUUCAUCUGCCGAGAGAAAUCUGGCAAAGAGAGUCAAUGUACAGGCCGCGGCUGCGGAAUCCACAUUGUAAUCUCCACAAGGGUUUUUUUUUUCCAAGGAUUGUUUUCGUU
Schistocerca nitens (vagrant locust) is the source of this 1630-nucleotide messenger RNA. RefSeq lists its product as uncharacterized. Bases 1 to 1590 code for a protein of 529 amino acids. NCBI's taxonomy places the organism in Eukaryota, Metazoa, Arthropoda, Insecta, Orthoptera, Acrididae. The transcript is spliced from 2 exons. The record is from RefSeq and is a predicted model, not a curated record.